AGAAAAAAAAUAUGAAAAAAAAAAAUCAAAACUCACGCGAACGCUUUCACUUCUGUCGGGGCACUGGCGAUCAGAUACGCCACCGCGGCAGCGGUAUUGGUAGGUGGUACAGGUUGGCGCGGCGGUGAGGAAAUCGUAAUAACAAUAAUAGUGAUAGUGACUGUUAUAAUGCCAAUACCGAAAACGUUAUUAUUUAAUAAUAAUAAUAUAAUGUGCAUUAUAUUAUGCGUUUCAUAACGGCGACGGGUGCGGGACGUGAGCCCGUCGAGGCCGCUGCCGACCGGACUUCUGGAUAGUGUGUGCUCCGACAACGCGUACGACCGGUCCGCGAGAGCCGAACAAAUGUCAUAUCAUAGUAAUAUACGAAUUGGCCAGCCAAGAGAUGUCAUUAUGGUGCUGAAGUUCAUACUCGUGUACUUUGUCAUCGCCACCGUCUCGUCUGAUCGUCUGUUGGACCUGACAGCGUCCAAGAUCGAGAUGACACCAAACAACACGAUCCAAUACUUGCAAUUUGAAGAUUUAUCAUUCAAUCUUACGGAGUUUACGAUCUGCACAUGGGUAAAAAUAUUGAAUUUUACACACACGCAAACUAUAAUCCGCCUUACAGGAAACAAAAAAGAGUCGUUGGUAUUGUGGCGGAUGCACGUUCAUCCCAAAGAAACUAUGAGAGUGACAAUCAAAAACCGUCUGGUGGCCUCGGAGAGCAUUCAACUGACCAGAGGACAGUGGCACCACGUGUGCUUCCAGUGGAAGGGUUCGACCGGCGUCUGGGCGACGUUCGUCAACGCAAAAAUCCAUUCGGUCGGACAAAUGCCUGAGGUCGGCAAUGACAUGAUGUCAUCGAAAGCGUGGAAUCUACAGGGAAGUGGCACCGGAACAGUGGGCGACGACAGCGUGCCCUGUCGGAACGGUUGGCAAGCGUAUGGACUGUACUUGAGUGGGCCGAUGGCGACAACGGUGGACGCGGCCAAUGCAGUCGGCAAGCCGUCGACGAACGCUUCCACCACUUCUGGAAGGACAAAGAAUAACAGCAAGCGGCAAGCGGUGUUCGAUUCGGACUUGGACGAACCGGCGCCUGGCGGCGCUGGGCAGUCCAAAUCGUUUCAGUGGCUCACCAAGUCAUUCGCAUUCAUGAAACGCAUGUUCACGUUCGUCAUCAUACCGUUCUUCAAGUUCGUCCGGAACACGUUCUUCCAGACCCGUUCGUUGGACGAUACAGUGGUGGACGUGAGCGAGACGCACCUGACGGUCAGCGACGUCAAGUUUGAGCCACCGUCGUCAGUGGCUACAGUCACGGUUGCGGCCAGCGAGUCGAGCUCUGAUGACGACAGUGACAAUAAAGUCAACCGUCGAUCGUCGUCGUCAUCCAAGCGGGAAACUGACGAUGACAGCCGUUGUGGUGGCACGCGGACCAACGACGAUCGUGUAACGGCGGCCGACCUAGUGGCCGCGGGGUCGGCACCCACGGUGGCCGUUGACGACGCGCUUUCGCCAAACGCCAAGAGGUACUUGCGAAUGGUCAGCGACGGCCUAAACGACGUGGGCGUAAACGCAGCGUUCGUCAAGCGGGCGUUCGCUUGUUGUAGCCGUGGGCCAUUCGAUCCGCGGGCUGACGUCGCGGUCAUCGACUGGGACCGAACCAGGGCCCACGCGCACGACGUGACCGCGUCGCCACACGUCUGCGGGCGGUAUUGACCGUCUGCAGCUCGCGCCUCUUCGUUUUUCCACCCCACCCGUAUUUUUUCACCCCCUUUUCAUCGUCCCAAUGACCCAAUGACGCGCCACGUUUGGUUAUUAUUAUUAUUUUUAUUAUUAUUGUAUGUACGUCCCAGAUCGACUCUUUAAUCGUAUACGUAUAUAAUAAAGCGUCCUAAAAUGUGAUCGUUUUAAACAAACAUCCCCCCCCCCCACAAAAUCAUGAUAGGGUAGGAAGAUUGGUUUAUGGCUAAUCGAUAGGUUUUGCGUAGGUAUUUUAUUAUUAUAGCGAAAAUAAACUACAGUUUCCCCACUCAGAAGUCCACAAGAUAUUCCACAUAUUAACUUUUCGUACAAGGGUUAUUCGAUAUGUUUACCAUUCAUAUAUGGUAUAAUAUGAACAUGCAAUCUAUAUUCUAAGGUCGAGUUACAUUUCAUUUUAAUUGAUACUCUCUAUUUUUUAUAUACCUAUAUAGUAUAUAUAUAAAAAUACGUUCUUUUGGAAGGAUAAGCGACAAUAUGUAUAGAUGAUGUAUUCUUAUACUCAAUUCCAUAACCAGACUUUCGAUCCAACGUUACGUCUUACGUCUAUCAAGAAGAGCUAGUGAACAUACAAUGUAUCAUCUCGUGUAGGAUGUAGGUACUAGUACGACUUAUAUAAUGCAUAUGUAUAAUAAAAAAUAUUUAUUAGAAAGUAUUUAUAAAUAAUAUUUUUUAAAUUUGUAAUCGUUUUUAAAAUAAGUACUUAUUAUUUAUAUAUUUUAUAUUGAAUACUUUUAAAAAAGUUUAUAUUAUAUUACAAGACUGUCGGAUCUAGGAUAAACCCAAUGAAUAGUACUUAACGAAAAACAUAAUAAUAACGUGUUUAUCUACACUUACAAAUAAACACUUAUAUAUAAUAUAGUCUUAUAAUAGUAUAAUAGUUUAAUAAUAUAGUCUUAUAGUUACCUCUAAAUGUCAAUAUUAUCACAUUUUUACUAUACCAUAUUUUAUAGUGUUUAGUAUAAUAUUAUAGCUUAAAAACCAAACAGAACCUACUAAUUAAAACUGCGAUAUUAUAUUAUGAAAAAAGUAUAUAAAAAAUAAUAAGAAAAAAUGUUCAAAACUUUAAACUUCCCCCUAUUGAUCGGUACCCAUCAUGAUGAUAUUGCCGCCGCCGUGCAUAAAAUAGGCUCAACACGUUAUUGUAUGUAUUUGUGAACCUUUAAAUAAUUGUAAACGAGAAGAUAUGCAUACCAUGAUAAUAGAAGUAUAUAAAUUGAUAUUCGUGGGCUCAGAACCAAAAGGUGCUAUCUCAAAAUAUCAAAUUGUUCAGGAGAGCC
Molecule: messenger RNA, 3017 nt
Organism: Acyrthosiphon pisum (pea aphid)
Lineage: Eukaryota; Metazoa; Arthropoda; Insecta; Hemiptera; Aphididae
Exons: 4
Coding region: 343-1695 (450 amino acids)
Source: RefSeq, a predicted model, not a curated record